This is a messenger RNA of Drosophila eugracilis, 600 nucleotides long. RefSeq names its product transcription elongation factor 1 homolog. NCBI's taxonomy places the organism in Eukaryota, Metazoa, Arthropoda, Insecta, Diptera, Drosophilidae. The transcript is spliced from 2 exons. The record is from RefSeq and is a predicted model, not a curated record. Gene Ontology annotation, cellular component: transcription elongation factor complex. Bases 256 to 504 code for a protein of 82 amino acids. Gene Ontology annotation, biological process: transcription elongation by RNA polymerase II. Gene Ontology annotation, molecular function: RNA polymerase II complex binding.
UUCUUUAAGAUUAAAAAAGCCGAAUCUUAACUAGCUUAUGUUUUGUUGUAGGGUUAACAAAUUCCAGGUUAACUUUGCUAUUAAAAAGCAAUUUGAGUGCUAAAUCUGAUAUGGGAAAAUAAAUAACUUUAAUUGAAGGAACCAUCGAAAAAUCUAUCAUAAGUACUUCAGCAAUGAAGUGCAUUAGAGAGCUGUUAUAAACUAUUAUUUCAAUUUAGUUAAUUUAUUGAAAUUCAAAUUUCUAAAUAAUUAUCAAUGGGUCGUCGCAAGUCGAAACGCAAGGGAGCCCCAAGGCAGAAAAAUAUUGUGCCGCUGCCCAUACUCUUCGACUGUCCUUUCUGCAAUCACAAGCAGGCCUGCGAGGUCAAAAUAGAUCGAAUCAAGAAUUUAGGCCGAGUUAGCUGUACUGUUUGCCAGGAAAUGUAUCAAACCUCGGCCAAUUAUCUAACAGAGCCAAUUGAUAUUUAUAACGAUUGGAUUGAUGCCUGUGAGAAGGAGAAUUAAUAUUUUUAGCGAUGUUCUAAGAAACUUUUUAUAAUUAAGAGGGGGUGACAAGUCGACUGAGCUUAUCAAGAAUAAAUAUUUCACGACUUUUUAUAC